AUGUCAACUUGUCCUUUUGUGUUUUUAUUUACAGAAGAUGGAAAUUGUCAUAAAUGCAGUGGCAGCUAUGGACUCCUGCCGCCGUACUUAUCUGAGCUGAGGCUGGUUCUUCUGGGGAACAGCAGGACGCUGAAGAACUCAGUGGGAAACCUCCUUUUGGGAAACAAGGAGUAUGAUCUGUCCACUCAACAUGAUAAAUGUGUAAAAUUCAGUGGAACAUUCCAGGACAAACCAUUGACUGUGAUCCACACUCCAGACCAGCUGCUCUCCACCACCUCACAACAACAACUCCAACAGAUUAUACGAGACAUCAAAGAUCUGAGCGCCCCUGGUCCUCAUGUGUCCCUGCUGGUUCUACAGCCUGAAGACUUCACUGAGCAGCACAAAAGCAGACUACAGUCAGUCCUGGAGAGCCUCAGUGAGCAGGUCUUCCAACAUUCACUGGUGCUGAUGUCCAGGCCACAAGCAGAGACACCAGGGUCCAUGGAGAAAUACAUGAGGCAGACACAUAUAAGGGACAUGAUCAUCAGAUGUAGAUACAGAUGUAUGUGGAUGCAUCACUCUGAUCUAUAUCAGCAUGAUCUGAAACAAUUUAAACGUAAAGAGCUGUUCUCAAGAAUCUGUGACAUGUUGAAGGAGAACAGUGGAGAUCAUCUGAGUCCUGACGCUUUUGAAGAAGAAGACUCAGGUCUGACUUUGGCCUUUGGUACAAAAGAGAAACCCUCUCUGAACCUGGUUCUUUUUGGGAGGAGUGGAGCAGGGAAGGCGUCAGCAGCUGAGUCCAUUUUAGGGCGAGCAGAGCUCCCUGCAGCGAGCAGCCCAGGGCAGUGUGUUAAACAUGAGGGAGAGGUGUGUGGGCGUCGGGUGUCUCUGGUGGAGCUGCCAGCUCUGUCUGGAAAACCUCUGGAGGCAGUGAUGCAGCAGUGCCUCCGCUGCAUCUCCCUCUGUGCUCCUGAGGGCGUCCACGCCUUCAUCCUGGUUCUACUGCAGGGUCCCCUCACCGACGAAGAUAAGGCCGAGCUAAAGACCAUCCAGGACACACUCAGCUCACGAGUCCUUCUCUUCACUAUGAUUCUGGUCACUGUGGACUCAGAGCCCACUGCUUCAGCUGAGCUUCAGUUUGACAAAAGAGACACAGACAUCCAGGAGCUGUGUCAGAUCUGUGGAGGAGGAUAUCUUAGAUUCAACCUCAGGGACCAGCAGCAGGUCUCUGAGCUGCUGGAGUCUGUAGAGAGUUUAAAGGCCAAGAAUGAAGCUCACAACUUCACCACAGAGACACUGGUACAAGGUCAGAGAGAGAAGAUCUCUGCUCUGCAGAAAGAACUACAGGACACAAAGACCAAAGAACCAAACAGAAGUGAUCAGAGUCCUGACUGUCUGAGGAUCGCACUGAUCGGAAAAACUGGCACAGGAAAGAGCUCUUCAGGAAACACCAUCCUCGGGAGAGAGAAGUUUGAGGCAAAACCAAGUCAUAUGUCAGUGACCACAGUUUGCCAAAAAGCUGAGGCUGUGAUAGAUGGACACCAUGUUUCUGUGGUGGACACUCCAGGUCUGUUUGACUCCAGUUUGUCCCAUGAUGAGGAAAGACUGAGGUGUGUGAGUCUGCUGGCCCCAGGGCCACACGUCUUUCUGUUGGUGAUACAGAUCAGAUUAUUCACAGAAGAGGAGAAAAAGACUAUAGAACUUAUUAAAAAGGGGUUUGGGAAAGAGGCUGAAAAGCACACCAUCAUUCACUUUACAUAUGGGGAUAAUCUGACAGGUUCCAUUGAAGAGUUUAUAGAAAAUGAUUGUGAUGAUAUAGUUCACAUUGAGUUCAUCUCUCAAUGUGGAAACAGGUACCAUGUGUUUGACAACAGGAAAAAGAACGAUCGCACUCAGGUGAGAGAACUGAUGAAGAAGAUAGACAACAUGAUGAAGGAGAACGGAGGAGGCUGCUACACCAACGACAUGUUACUACAGGCAGAGAUAGACAUUAAGAAAGACAUCAAGAGAAUUAUGGAGGCGGGACAAGAUAAGAUCAGGAGAGAGAGGGAUGCUUUGGAAAGACGAUCAGAAAGAGACAAGAAGAAAAUGGAUAAACUCCAAAAACAAUAUGAACAAGCACAAACCAAAAUUAAGACACUGGAGGAAAAGAUGUCCAUGUUAACAAGUAAAUAA
Messenger RNA from Periophthalmus magnuspinnatus, 2157 nucleotides. RefSeq names its product GTPase IMAP family member 8-like. The record is from RefSeq and is a predicted model, not a curated record. Gene Ontology annotation, molecular function: GTP binding. Lineage: Eukaryota; Metazoa; Chordata; Actinopteri; Gobiiformes; Gobiidae.